Naegleria lovaniensis is the source of this 1032-nucleotide messenger RNA. RefSeq lists its product as uncharacterized. The record is from RefSeq and is a predicted model, not a curated record. Lineage: Eukaryota; Heterolobosea; Eutetramitea; Acrasida; Naegleriidae. Bases 1 to 1032 code for a protein of 343 amino acids. The transcript has 2 exons.
AUGGAAAAAUUCAAAAGAUACACCGAUGAAGCAACAGGAGUCAAUCCAUUUGUACCCUAUCGCAAGAAACUAUCGGAUUCAACUCCAGCUGUACUGAAAUUCAUUUUGAAUCCUCUCAGAAUGAUUCUUCUCUCUCCAAUUCUCUUUUUAUUUAAAUUAAUAUUGAUUCUAAUUUUCAUGUUGCCAUACAUUGCCAUUCAAUAUGUUUCAAUCAUCAUUCCUAUUUAUGCGAUCAAGAGAUUAUUGCAUCGGUAUUCUAGUAUUUUGUGUUGUGGAGCUUCUUUAUUCACGUUAUUAGGAUUUAGUACAAUCAAAUCUAAACAUGUUGAUUUGGAAGGAAAAGAAAAGCCUAACCAUUCUACCACUCUCAAUCACGGAGAUUUAAUUAUUUGCAAUUAUGUAUCAUUCAUUGAAUUAUUCUAUUUGAAUUUCAAAUACUCUCCAACAUUUGCCAUGAUCGUAAAGAGCAGCAUUGAGAAUGGGGAAAGCAAUUAUGGCGUUAGGCCUUGUGGGUUCUUUUCUGCUUUAAGCUAUACCUUCUUUGGUCAAUUCAAUGAUACUCAGACUUAUUCUGAUUGUAAAUCAUUACCUGAAAUUAUCAAGCAAGCAAGAGAAUACAAACAAGGUCCAGUUGUUAUUUUUCCAGAAGCUGUUACAUCAAAUGGAAGAUCAGUAUUGAAAUUCCAAAAUAAUGUAUUCCAAGAUAUGGAACAAGUAUUGAGAGAAAACAAGAACUAUCAAGUACGAGUGAUUGGAUUCAAAUAUACCUACGAAGAAUUCAGCCCAGCUUACCAUCUUGGAAAUUUUUGGCCACAUUUGUUCAAGGUAUUAACUCAGUUUUACAACUCGUUGCAUGUAGCUCACAUCUAUCUCAAUGCAGAUGAUAUGAAAACUCUUGAACAAAAUUUCUCUGUCACCGCCAUCAAAAAGAUUGUACUGCCAAAAGUUUUGGGCAUUGUUUCUGUAAACUCUUCCCCUGCAGAUAGAGAAAGGUUCUUGAAAGAAUGGAAUAAGGGCGAAAAGCAUGAAUAA